This is a messenger RNA of Pocillopora damicornis (cauliflower coral), 2406 nucleotides long. RefSeq names its product serine/threonine-protein kinase PDIK1L. Gene Ontology annotation, cellular component: cytoplasm; nucleus. The record is from RefSeq and is a predicted model, not a curated record. Gene Ontology annotation, molecular function: ATP binding; protein kinase activity. NCBI's taxonomy places the organism in Eukaryota, Metazoa, Cnidaria, Anthozoa, Scleractinia, Pocilloporidae. Gene Ontology annotation, biological process: negative regulation of G2/MI transition of meiotic cell cycle; protein phosphorylation.
UCUGACCAAUCACAGGCCGUAACGAGGGACAUGUCCGGGCGGUUGUCAAGACGACGUUGAGGGUCGAUGACGAACGGGGAAUCCCCUACUAGCUAUCGUGACAAGUUUUCGUCAAGUCGACCAGGCUUUUGGUUUAUUGCACGAAAAACUCUUAAAUUAUGCGGAAUUUUUUAUUUCUGGCGAUUCAACAAUAUGGCUAGUAAAUUUUGACUUCAUUUCGGAUCGAAUGAAACAAAGCAAGAGCUGAACUUUGUUUGUAGCUCAUAACGAUAUUUGUAUUAUCCAACAUUUAUUUUACGUCGAAUCAAGCUUCUGAAAAAGUGUGUUUAAUCUGAAACAAGGUCAUUGUUUUCUAUGUGGUUAAAACCAGAUACUUGCAAGGUUUUUGACGACGAGCGUAAAUGAAAGGGAGUAAUUUUUAGACCUUCCAUAGACUAGCACGAUCGAUCUGGUGAAAAUCAAAACAAAAGCGUAGAUUUUGCUUUGUGAUCUAUAGAGCGUAAAAAUCUGACACGUCACCAUGAAAUGCGUUUACCUUUCCAACUUACUAAUUGUCAAUAGCAAUGAUUGGAUAUACCCUCUACAUAACUGUACCCUCUAAUUGUCUGUUCGUGGACGGCAGUUUUAAAUAUAGCCGUGAUACAAUAAUCAUAUUAUUCAAAUGAACUCGAUCCGUUACACUGAGUUAAAUUGAAUUUCAUUCAUGUUUAAAGUGCUUUGUGGUUGUCAAAAUUCACCGCGUCAUCCCCAAACAAAACAUAGCAAUUUAGCUCUAAAUCGUGACAAGAGAUUGUAAAUUGUCUUCUUGGCCGCAAUGAGUGGCAUUUUUGUAAAGUCUGAGGGAUUUUGAAAGCUGACAUUGACCUGUGAAAAUUAUUUGUUUCAAGUGCAAGAGAAAUCAAACUAGUUUGUUAUUAAUGCAACAAUGUUGUUGCAAUAAUUUCGUCAUUUUCCCGAAUUAGGAGACUCCUUGUAUAAUUUGAAUUACCGUAAACGAAAUGGAGCAAUUUCCCAAGAAUAAGUAAAAAAAAAUGGAAAUACUAACAUAACGUAGACAAUAACAUUAAUUCAUUCGUCUCCCUCCUUUUAAUUAUAGCCAUUUUAAGCGAUUUUUCAACAGCGUGAGUCAGCGUUUAACCCGCUCCGGUACCAAAAGGAAUUGAUUGUUCGUAAACAAUUUAUGUAAAAAACUUGAACUUAGUUUUUACCUUAAAAGGUCACGGUUUAGUCUGUUUUAUUCGGCGGGAAAAUUACCAAAAAAUUUUUAAAUAAAAGAUCGUCUUAUGCGUGUUUGUAAGCUUUACAGAUUGUGUGAGGCCUAUAAUUAGAGUUCAUGGAACCUGUUUAGAAUAUGAUUAACUCGGCAGGGUUUUUUUCCUUGAUAGGCUGUCUCUAAAAGUUAUCAUAUGAAUGGAAUCACUUGAAGUGAUCCGUAUUUCACGAAAUAAAUAUUGAAGUAGAAGUGGAAUGAAAAUCCGAGACAGUGAUCAGAGGCGAUUUAAAUGAUGGUCCUUCAAUGUGACACCCGCAAACGCACAUGGCUUGUCAAAUUGCGUGGGUUGAUUCUUUGUUUUGAACGUACUUCGACGGAAGGAAUCAUUUUUCUUGUGUCACUAACGAAACAUAAUCUCGUUCUUGUCGUAGAAGGGAUCGAACUCGAGAUACAAAAUAAGCUUGGUAGCGGAGCUUUUGGCGUGGUCUUCAAGGCAAGAGACUUACUUGCGAGUGAAACUGUCUUUUAUGCAUUGAAAGAUGUAGUGUGUUCGAAUUCGGCUUCAAUUGGCAAAGCAAUCAGCGAAGUGGAAACGCUUCGUCGUGUGAAGCACGAUUUUAUUGUGAAAAUUAUAGCUGCCGACCAGUAUGAAGACUCACGCGGUGGAUUUCACGUGCUGAUCUUAACCGAAUACUGUUCUGGUGGGAAUUUAAACGACAGGCUGUCGCAACCAAGCAGCGAGGAGAAAACUCUUAAAUGGCUUAGCCAAAUAGCGAGUGCGCUGAGCUAUUUGCACUCGCUUCAGAUUGUUCAUCGUGAUGUUAAACCAGACAACGUAAUGCUGACAGACUCAACAAGAGAGGACUUAAAACUUGGUGAUUUUGGUUUAGCGAGAGAGUUUCUUGCGUUGAAAAGAGUAGAAACACUGUCGGCUUCAAACUGUGGGUUGGCGCAAUAUUACAUGCAGUCAGGGACCGGCCCUGCUCAUUGGAUGGCUCCUGAGGUUUUCACAUGUCACUAUACGGAGAAAGCAGACAUCUUUUCCCUCGGUGUUCUGUUCAACGCAAUCCUUGUGCGAGACUUCGCUUACUCGGCUAACGAGAGGCGAUGGUACGGCGCAUUCGUGAAGGUUUCUGGUGGAGUAAAACUUGGCCUCGGGUAUGCGAUGGCAAUACUCGGCCCAGCGGCCAUGA